Molecule: messenger RNA, 1119 nt
Organism: Nanorana parkeri
Lineage: Eukaryota; Metazoa; Chordata; Amphibia; Anura; Dicroglossidae
Product: cytohesin-interacting protein-like
Exons: 8
Coding region: 30-1109 (359 amino acids)
Molecular function (GO): protein binding
Source: RefSeq, a predicted model, not a curated record
UCUAAAUGAAAGUAGCUUGAAGACCCAAAAUGUCUCUGACCAGACAUAGGUCCGCAGUCGUGGAUGGACCACAGCUGGGCAACUGCGUCUUCAGCCACCUCGAAGCUUGUUCCAAAACCUUGCUCAGCCCUGUCUUGGAUGCAAACCGAAGUCACAGCCUGGCAGGUGCAUUGGCCACACUGCCGCGAGGACACAAGCAGCUUGGCAAGUCAAGAUCAAACUCUCUAAUAGACUCUACGGGAACAGAACCACAUAGGAGAAUAGUGGUUAUUGCAAAACAGGAUAAUGAGCCAUUUGGAUUUGAAAUUCAGACGUACAAAUUGCAGUAUGAAUUUGGUUCCGAGAUGAAGACCUACGUGUGCAAAGUCCAUGAAAACAGUCCAUCCAGUAAAGCUGGUUUGAAAGCAGGUGACAUGCUGACCAAUGUCAAUGGAGUGAACACGGAAGGCUUCUGUCACCAGCAGACUGUUGAGCUUAUGCGAUCCUCAGGAAACUUCCUCAGAAUUGAAACAGAAAUUAGUACAGAUAUCAGACGAUCAGAACUCCAAGCAAGGCUGAUGCUAUUAAAGCAAGAUUUCCGGGCAAAAUACAAAGAGCUCCAGACCAUCUUAAGAAAAGAGCAUCAGCUGCUUUAUGGGACAGUGAAUGAGCACAAAAUUCGAGAAGAGUUGAAGAGCCUUCAUUCCAAGAUGUCUGAGAGAUCCACACCUGGUUCCUUCUUGAAUAAAUACCGGAUGUCCAGUUCAAGCAGCACCAAGAGCUUCGCUGGCUCCAUAACGCUUAGCGAGGACGGUUUGGGGUCUAUGUCUGAGUACGAGGAGGAUUCGGGAACGGAAGCUUUCAGUCGGCAGUCUAGUAUUGAAGAAGACUAUUUCAUCUUAAAGUUCAAUGGGCUCUCAUUAAGAAAGUCUUCGUUAGCACGCCAUAGGAGCAUUAGCAUAACGAGCAGCGAAAGUGAGCCGAUGUCACCAAACUGGGACACUCUAAGCCUCUCCAAUUUUUUUGGGACAUUGCCUCGAAAAGCCAGACGAGGAAGCAUCAGAAAACAUUUCCUGAGGUUCAUCCCGGGUCUCCAGAGAUCGGUGGAAGAGGAAGAAUCUCCUUUGUGAUUCUUGUGUA